UACGGGUUUCGGGGUUUGUGUGAUUCUGUUUUUUUAUUAUUCCCAUCUUAUGCAAGUGGGCAGGCAAACAACGAAAAGAGUGAAGUGAAAAGAGAGACGUGAGAUUGUGAUGUAUUGUAGUGUAGUUAGGGGCAUGGUAAAGGAAACUGUAUCGGAGGUCAUAUCGGAUUCGCCAGUGGUAGGGUAUUUUGUGGUACUACCAUGGUUCAAUCGUUGUGUACCGGUAAAAUACCGUUUUUGUAAUUAAAUAAUAUUUUUCGUUAAAACACCGUACCCGAAGAUUCGAGAUACCGUUUCGGAAUAAAACCGGAAUAUACCGGAUAAAAGCCGGAAUACAAGAGAAUCUGCCAAACAUCCAUUGAAUACUCUUACCAAACAAGUUUCACGAAUCCAUUUCCCCUCACGGAAAAAGCAAUUAACAAACAGCAGAGCCAAAAAGCAAGAAAAGAAAAAGACUCAGCCAAGCUGAUCCACAUACGAACCGGGAAACCGAAAGGCAAGGGUAGAAAAAAGGGGGAAAUCAGAUAGCAACAAACAGCAACUGUUACAAUUUGCUCCCAAAAAAAAUUCAACAGUCAUCCGCCACUAACAAGCCGGAUCUCUUCCGCGAGAUCUACACGGAUUCUAUAAGGAAAAGGGGGAAACGAAAAGGGGUUCAUCCAUGGCGUCGCUUCUGCUCUUGCCGUACUCUACUAUUCAAGAACAGCAAGCAAACAAAGAAGCAAAUUUCGGAGACCUGGUCGCCACUCGCCAGUGAAGAUGAACGCGCGCCAGUUGCGGGUGUCACUUUCGCGCGCCGAUCUCGGGUCGCCGGUUACAGGCGGCCAGAUGAGAUGAGGAGCGGGGCUGCGUGUCCUCUGCCUCUGGAGAAGAAAGAACCAGGAAAGGCAAAUUCUCGAUACAUUAGGUUUUUGGGGAUUUGGCUUGCGGCCGAUUUUUUUUUUUUUUUAUGUGCCAAAAACGACGUAGUGUUUGGUCAUACAGCUUACCGCCGGUUAGACCAAAACCGGGCGGUUUUUUGUUUUGUGCCGGUUAAACCAGCAAAACCGGGCGGCACGGUAAUCUUCUCGCAGCCAGCCUGCCGUAUCGUCCCUGGUCCGGUUCCCGGUUUUACCGGUCGAACCGACCGGUAUGAUCCGGUUUCCUGGUCCAUGGUUAGGGGUGGAAAUUGGGGCGGGUGUGGUUACCCGCUCCACAUUUUGCGGGUACCCACACCCCACAAAUUUACAAUUAUGCUACUCAAAACUCGUACCGUAGUGGUUAGUUGGUAACCACUAUCUACUGUGGCUUUGUGCAGGUUGGGUGUGGUUACCGCAAAAAUCCAUCUUUGCAAGCAUUAAGUUCUAGUCGCCACUAACGUAUUUGUUGUUCGUAACUAGAUUAUAGUGACAUACACUUGUGUUGUUCGUGGAUAUACAGUUUUGUACAUAGAUCUUACUCAACGUGGAGAUUUUUUCUUUUGAGUUUGGUAUUCAACUUUUGUGUCAGAGAGCUGUGAUUUCAUAUUUCCCCAACUAGGGGUGAAAUAUGACAAUUAAAUAUGAUCUUGUAUUUUUUCGCACAAAAGAAAAAAACAUACUGAUAAAAGUUAUAAAAGGUGUUCACUUUUAAUGAAUUGAUUAUUCUCCACUCUAUCGAUUAUAGUGUUUUAUAAACUAAAAAAUUCUUACAUAAAACUGAUUAGGUGUGUCUUUCUUAUUUGGUGGAUACUUUAAUUUUUAUCCUCGCACUUUUCGCAUACUAUUAUAUUAUAAAGUUAAUUCACUAAAUAAAUAUAAUUAGUGUGGUUAUUGUGGAUUUUGUGGGUUAUCCGCGGUGGGUAGUGGAUAACCACUAACCACAAAAAUCGUUAUUUUACUAUCCACACCCAACCCACUACCCACAAAUUGUGGGUAUGGUUACCCACAAUAGGUGCGGGUUGGUGCGGUUUUCUGAUUAUCCACAACCCGCAACCCAAACUUCCACACCUAAGUAUAGUGGUGAGAGGAUUGAUUGUGGUGACGUAUAGAAUGUAAAGGUGAGGUUGAAAGAAUUGUUAGUGUGUGGUGAGUCUAUAGUAGUGAGAAUAAGCUUAAGUUGUAAGUUUAGUUCAUCACAUUCUGUAACUACUAUUUCAGAGCACUUACCCGAUUCAGUAAAACUCGACAAGUGAUAUUCGAGUUGAGGUUAUGCUGAGUAUGGUUUGUGGUUCCAAUUAAGUUUGAUUUUGCACAUCGGAAAAGUUUUCUUGGGCUUGUGAUACAUACGUUGAGGCAGAGUAGUCGGUUUGGGAUCGACAUACGAGUUGCUUGGUUAGAAACCAAGUUACGUGGAGGUGUCGUUGGUGCGUAGUCCUGGACUACUAAGCUUAUUGAUCUGAGAUCAAGCUUACUUUGUUGAUAUAGAAAAAUCAAAAAGUCACUAUGGCGGAUAUGGUUGCAUGAGUUAGUAGCAUCGAGAUGCUUAACAACUACAACUACAAUACAUGAAGUACUCGAAUGGAGUUCUGUCUGCUUAGACAAGAUUUGUGAGAGAUCGUUGGACGGGAGCCAAACAACACCAACUAAUGAAGCCGGGAGUCUCCAUAAAUGGAAUGUCAAAGCUGGAAGAGCAUUCUAUGCUCUAGCUGUUGCUAUGGAUGAUAUCAUGUUGCAAACUAUCAAGAAAGCUAAGACACCAACGGAGGUGUGAACGUCAUUAGCUGAAGUGUGUGCUCGCACUAAUGACGCAAAGCUACAGGUGCUCAACAAUGAGCUAAUAUCAAACUCACAGCGAGAUAUAAUAGCGAGUGAUUACUAUCUAAGGUAAAACCUUGUGUGAAGAUAUCUCGAAGUUGGACUUAAAAAUCGUGUAAGCGAGACUAGGAUGAAGAAAAUUAUAGUCCAUGGGUUACGUCCCGAGUUUAAUGAACUCAUUACGGCAAUACGUGGAUGGGCUAAAGCGCCAAUGUUGGAGGAGUUAGAGAAUACUCUAGCAAAUCAAGAAGCUUUAGACAAGCAGUUGCCUAAAGACAGUGUUAAUGAUGAGGAAGCACUCUUUAGAAAGAAGAAUGAUGUUGGCGCCAGAAGUCUCUAAGGGAGGAGGCAAUGUAAGGCAAGAGAGCAGGAGCAUACCAUUAUGGAGUUGUUUACACCCAAAAAAUAACCUUGUACCACAUUGAUUAUUUACAAGGCAUUAGCUGUCUCCUGUCUUUAUAAAGCCACAUGAAUUAUAUCAACUAAUGUUAUUUAAGUUGGACCUUAUGGAUAUUGAUUUUAAGCCCAAGCCACUAAGUCUUGGGAGGGGCGUGCCCCUUCAACGAGAAGGACCAUGUCCGUCUAAAAGCUAGAGGGAUGUGCCACUUCCCAAAGCGGACCAUGUCUGUCUAGAAAUUGAGGAGCACAUGCAGCCCCAAGACUAAGACCGAAUGACUGGAAAAUAAACUAAGUCUGGAAGAGGUACAUGUCGCUUCAAAGGAGAAGCACGUGCCACUUCAACGAGGAGGGCCAUGUCCGUAAAAAAUCUAGCAAUAUGUGUCACUUCAACAAGAGGGACCAUGGAUGUGGGAAGAAUUCUCGGAGUCAAGAGGUCAUGCCACGCGAGAAGCAUCUCUCAAAGGAGACAAAAAAUGACUAAGUCUGAGAGGUCCAUGCCGCUUCACGAGAAGGGGCAUGGACGCGAGACAAGAUGAGACGUCCAUACCAAGUGAUGAGAAGGGGCAUAGACGUGAGAAAAGAGGCCCUAGGCACGGUUGAAAAAUAUUAAGUAUGAGAAGUCCAUGGUCACGAAUGAAGAGGUCAUGCCGCCUCAUGACCAAUAUCGAACGACCCAAAAUAUUCUAAGUCUGAGAAGGCCAAAUCGCCUCACGAGAAGGGCCAUGUGCAUGAUUAAGAGGUCCAUGGCCGUGUCAUGUGAUGGCCAUGGACACGAAUCAAGAAGCAUUAGACACGAUUGAAAAAUACUAAGUUUGGGAAGGUCAUGCUGACUCACAAGAGGGGCCAUGUGCACAAUUGAGAGGUCCAUGUCGCCUCAUGAGAGGAGCGAUGGACACAAAUAAGAAGGGCGUGGUGAUGGAGCACUAUAUCACUAGUGACUAUGUCUCAAGAGGUCCAUGGUCGUAAGACAAGAAGGCCAUGAACAUGAGUAAGAAGUAUACAUAUAUUAUUAUAUGGGUUGACAACGUGCCGAACUUGAAAAUAAUAUUAAUAGUGCAACGUGAAAAUGUUAACAAAGGAGGGGGGAAAUUUGAAAUAUACAUUGUGAUAGCAAUUUAGUUUUCUGUUAAUAAUUGCAAUAAUAUAAUUAAUAAUAAUUGUAUGGUCGGUUAAAAAUGUAUAUUAUUAUGGGUUGAUAACGUGAUUAAAUAUUAUUAAAACUGAUAAUGAACUUAGCAACAUCAAACCCUGCACGAUUGACUCCUUUGUCUCCAAUCUCCCCUCCUGAAGAACAUGAUUAACAAAUUGAUAAUGACCUUGAGAAAAUUGAUAAUAUAGUUGAUAAUAUUAAGAAUGGGUGUAGAUACGUUAAUAAUGAAAACAGAUAAUGAGAUGUCACACAUUAAUAAGUGUCGUGUUGGUAAAGAAGUUGAGAAAAUUGAUAGGCUUCAACAUUAAAAAUGAUGUCAAGUCGUUAAUAUUGAUAUGAAAAAUCGUUAAUAACGAAUGACCAAGUCAUUGAUCAGGAAAUUGAAUUUCAUUGAAACCAAUACAAAAUCAUUAAUAAUGUUUGAAUUCAAUGUUAAGUAUCAAAUACCUUUAAAUCGUAAAAAAGCAAAGUUGUAUCCAUUAAAAACUGAAAAAUAAUGUUAACAAUGAUUGUUAACGGUAUUAAUAACUAUGAUGUAAAAUAUUAAUACCGACAUACAAUACGACACCGUUUAAUAAUGAUAUGAGUUUUGUUUAUAAAUAUACUGAAAAUAUUAAUGAUAUCCAAAGGGAACAAGUUUUGUUUAUAAAUAUUAAUAAUAACUAAAAAAAGAGAAAGGAUGUCAUUGACUAAAAUAAAAAGCAGCCCCAAUAGCACAAACCAAACUCAACGUAAUUAACUCCUUAAAAUUCG
Messenger RNA from Linum trigynum, 5016 nucleotides. NCBI's taxonomy places the organism in Eukaryota, Viridiplantae, Streptophyta, Magnoliopsida, Malpighiales, Linaceae. The record is from the annotation of a GenBank genome assembly.